CGCAUCCCCACUCGUCCACCCUGACGUCUGUCAACCACCCUCUACACGAGCUAUGCGUCUCCAACGAUCGCUGGAGAUAUCAGACUUACUUUCGACGAUGCUUUGCGCCACUUGAACUCGGUUCGCUGAUUUACAAGAGACCACGACUACCGGAAACGUUUUGUCAAUGCGCGCGGCCGCCCAAGGGCCAUGGAUUCCAAAGCCGAGCCCAAAGCUCAGGGCUCACGAAGCGACGCUUCAAAAGGACCGAAUGACGGCGGAUUAGAAGUCGUUGAGGCGCGACCGAUUGACUCUGGUAGUGAAGGCCGCAGCGCAAGCUCCGAAGGAUCUCCGCCGCCACUGCCCCCGCGCCCGAACACGUUAGGCUUGUUGGAUGAAGGAGGCGCAUCUCUACGAGUGCCACGGAGUACAACGCAAUCGAAUCUACAGUCGAAGGCCACGACCGCUGUAUCGCUCACGGAUAUCGGCUCGAACAGCGGAGGGAAGGAGAAUAACCACGCCCACGGGUUAGCCGAGAACCUGAGGGCGAAGGCAAGCCUCAGUCAUAUAGCCAGCUCAAGGGCGAGUGAAACAGGCGAUUCUGCGAGCAUCCGAAGCUCUAUCCCGCAUGCAGAUCCUGGAGAGGCCGAUCAUGUCUUUAGCGAUUUUGUCGUGUCGGAUGAACCGGUUGUGCAGCAGGAUAGCUCAGGGUUGCUCCGAUUCCCGGAGUUUCAAGCCGACGAUGUAGAGGACGGGUUCGCGAGCGAAUUCGAGUCGGUAGGCAACGUGGAAGAGGACGGUAAUAAUGAGGAAUUGGUUCUUGCGAGAUGGCAAGCCAAGCAAAAGCAUUAUAUCAUCCUUUCUGCUGCCGGGAAGCCAAUAUGGACAAGACAUGGUGAUGGUGGGCUAAUAUCGACGUAUGUCGGCGUCAUCCAGACCAUCAUCUCGUUCUACGAGGACGCCCAUGAUCAUCUAAGUAGCUUCACUGCUGGGGACACCAAGUUCGUGGUCGUGACCAAAGGGCCACUAUACCUGGUAGCUAUCAGCCGGGUCCUUGAGAGCGACACCCAACUCAAGCUGCAACUCGAAGCCCUGUACAUGCAGAUUUUGUCUACGUUGACUUUGCCGUCUUUGACUCACCUCUUUUCCGUCCGUCCAUCUACAGAUCUCAAACGGCCCUUACAGGGAACCGAGAGUCUACUCUCUACGCUGGCAGACAGCUUCACCAAAGGAUCGCCAUCCACUCUCUUCUCAGCCCUUGAAUGCUUGAAACUCCGAAAAGCUCACCGCCAAAAGAUCAAUAGCACACUUCUCAAAGCCAAGGUCAGCAGUCUCCUAUACGGUUUAGUGGUUGCCGGCGGCCGUCUAGUCAGCGUUGUGCGCCCGAAGAAACACUCAUUACAUCCCGGCGACCUCCAACUUCUAUUCAACAUGAUUUUCGAAGCAGACGCCGUAAAGGCAGGCGGGGGCGAGAGCUGGAUCCCGGUUUGCCUACCGGGUUUCAACAGCAGUGGCUAUCUCUACAUGUAUGUCAGUUUCCUCGAUCUUCGAGAGAACGCGGGCGACAAUUCCGACGACACAACGACGAAAGAAGAGUCUGUUGCCAUUAUCUUGAUCAGCACGAACAAAGAAAGCUUCUUCGAUCUACAGGAGAUGAGAAACAAUUUUGUAGAGCAACUGGAAAACAACGGUAGCUUGAAGGUCAUAAGAGAGGCCGUCGAGAAAGGCCGACCCGCUACAACCGACAUCGUCCCGGGGACAGUCCUCCACCAUUUCCUGUACAAAUCUCGCGCAAACGUGCAGUUCAGCAUGUCGGCCUACGACCUCGAAUUCUCCUCCGUCUCUCGACGUCGCAGACUCAUGUCUACAUACAAUAAUCUCCACGCAAGCAUCCAUGCGAAAUACACGCACGUCAAAGUCCACCACUGCGUGUCCCAGUCAUCAACGUCCUUUGCGUGGGUGACUCCCGUGUUUGAGUUCUACUGCGUGGCUGGUCCACACGCGAAUAGAAACGCACUUGCUCAGAGUGCGAGCAAGAUUGUGCAGUGGGUGGAGCGCGAAGAAGAGAGGCUGUUUAUUAUUGGUGGUGCAGUUUUUUAGCUUGCUUGUGCCGUUUAUUUUGUCGAAGUUGGAUAUCGAUAUAUUUUAGAUAUCUGUCUUUGCUUAUAGAAAUAUAGGGACAUCUGCAUAUGCCAUAGC
Aspergillus candidus is the source of this 2178-nucleotide messenger RNA. Its product is annotated as guanine nucleotide exchange factor MON1. NCBI's taxonomy places the organism in Eukaryota, Fungi, Ascomycota, Eurotiomycetes, Eurotiales, Aspergillaceae. The record is from RefSeq and is a predicted model, not a curated record. Bases 190 to 2079 code for a protein of 629 amino acids. Gene Ontology annotation, cellular component: Mon1-Ccz1 complex; fungal-type vacuole membrane. Gene Ontology annotation, biological process: protein targeting to vacuole; vesicle-mediated transport. The transcript has 5 exons.